UGAGCGAUAUACAUACAUUGCUUGGGCAGGUCGAAUCCACGUGGAGUCCAGCUUGUCGCCGGGGUUGGAGGAUCUAUUGAGAAUAGACGGAGAGAGGAGGAGAAGUAGAGGAAAGGCCGAUAGCAGAAGCAACAUGCUCAACAUAAGAUGAAGACCAAGAUGAAAGGAGUGACAUAGAGGGCUUUUUACGCAUUUGCCUUUUCUUUUUAAACCACAGAUUUGGGGAUUGGAAGCGGCCAUUGCCAUUCCCACCACCGCCCAGGUGGGGUAGAGGAAAAAAAGCCACUUUGUGGGCAGCAAACAUACCGCCUUCAUUUCUUUGCUAUUGAGCGGAGGGAGGGCAGACUCGAGAGAGGAUUUAGGGCAUCUAUACAAGGAGGAUUUAAGGUUUUAUACCCGGACUGCUAUUUACAGGGCUUUUCAAGAGAUCGACAAGGGGGCUGCCAAUGCUAUUUAGGACAGGCUGCUCCACGUUUGGGUGUAGCGUAGACAUAUUGGCAGUAUUAGCAGCAGUGGAGUUUGAGAGUAAAAAGAGGGGAUGUCUUGGCCAGGCUCGGAGGACAUCUUCCUCUCAACUUCUCUCGCCAGCUAUCUAGACAAAAAAUUAUUGGUUUUGCUUCGAGAUGGCAGAAAGCUUAUUGGGAUUCUCCGUUCAUUUGAUCAGUUUGCAAAUGCUGUACUAGAAAAUGCUUUUGAGAGGGUAAUUGUUGGAGAUCUCUACUGUGAUCUACCACAAGGUCUAUAUGUGAUUCGAGGUGAAAAUGUCGUACUGAUAGGAGAGAUGGAUCCUGAGAGGGAGGACCUUCCAGCUAAUAUGAUUCAGGUUUCUUCCACAGAAAUUGAAAAGGCUCAGAAAGAGGAGAGAGAUGCAACGGACUUGAAAGGAUCUAUGAGAAAACGAAUGGAGUUUCUUGAUUUAGAAUAGCCACUGGAGACUGUAAUGUCACCUAUAUCUCCCUUGUUGAAAUAUUCCAUGUGGAUGUAGUAAUUUUUUUCAGGGUAUAAUAUGGAGCAGUGUAUUAGAUAUAUGUGUCCUGCCAGUUUGGCGAGUUUUGUGCUGAAUGGCCCGCAAAUAUUAUCGCGGAUGGCGCAUAUGAAAACAUUUGGUUGGAAAGGGCUUUGAACUUUUCAACUGAUUGAUGAAUUGCAAUCCAUAUACCUGCAGAAAUCAAGUGUUCAAUGGCAUAAUGAGUACCUAAGGUUAAGUGAUUAUUAGUUCAUUGUUAGUGUGUUCUUGAGUUCUAUUCUGCUUUUAAUAAGAUUGUUAAUAGUCUUAGGAAGUGAACAUCAUCCUCACGCUGCAUGAUGUUCUCAGUUUGGCUAUAUUAUUUUUUGUAAGAUAUGGCCAUGGCCAUGGAGCACUCCAUUGCGCUUCAGAAGGAUGAAUACUAAUAAAGGGCGAGUGAAUACAUCUGGAUGUUUUAAAUGCCAGAACACAGGUUUGGUUUUUGCA
Messenger RNA from Cryptomeria japonica (Japanese cedar), 1453 nucleotides. RefSeq names its product sm-like protein LSM1A. The coding region runs from base 539 to 925 and encodes 128 amino acids. Lineage: Eukaryota; Viridiplantae; Streptophyta; Pinopsida; Cupressales; Cupressaceae. Gene Ontology annotation, cellular component: Lsm1-7-Pat1 complex; P-body. The record is from RefSeq and is a predicted model, not a curated record. Gene Ontology annotation, molecular function: RNA cap binding. The transcript has 5 exons. Gene Ontology annotation, biological process: deadenylation-dependent decapping of nuclear-transcribed mRNA.